AACCUCUGUACAGGGUGCUCUUCUUACAUCUUAUAAUCGCACCUUUUAAUACCAAAAACAAUCUUAAUCUUUAAGUUUAAAUUUGUGUGCAGAUGUUGGGCUUUCAACAUGCAACAGACGUCUCUGUGCAUGUGCAGCGUGAAACACAAUCCUUCCUCCUGCUCACAUGUGGAGCUGCUGGCAGUUCUUCAGCUAUCAGGUACAGUGUUAACAGCAAACGUGUGCCUGAAUGUGCAACAUCCAUGUUCCUCUACAUGCUAAUCUUCAUGGCGUAUCAUAGCAGCAGAUGGAUACCGAAGAAUCAGAGAUUAAAGUUUCAGAUAGUGAAUGCAGUGUUCACGGCACUUGUUCUGGUCCCUCAGUUCUACGUCAUGGGAAGGCCAAAAUCCUCAAGAUACUGCAGGCAACCUCUUCUGAACAACCUGUCGGCCUCCAUCGCCUUGUCCUUCAUAGCUUCAGGUUUUUCAGUGAUAUUCACAUUAAUAGAACCGGUUCCUCAGAGCUUGUGGGCUGCCUAUCAUGUGUUCGGGCUGCUGACGUGCGGACAAGGAUUAUGCACUGCCAUCCUGACUCUGACAGCAGCAGCAUGUGCCAAAACCACCCCUGAGCUGUACUACAUGUCCCUUAUUCUAACAGUCGCUUCUAUUUUCAGUACAGGUUUUUUCACGGUGCGAGGAGGACUCUGGUUGACUAACAGGCUGUCUGUCACAGACCAGAGCAGAAACAAUGAGCGAUAAAGCAGUCCAGCUGUCCCCACAUUGUAAUCGGAUACUCCACAUAUUAAGAUUUCAUGUGGUUUCCAUGCCACCAGCAGCUCGUAACUAAAAACCAUGGGAAGAAAAAAGAAAAAAGGGGGAAAGUGACUUAAUCCUCUUCACGUUUUAAAGCUCACUUUCCACUAAAAAACAAAUACCACAACGCAGAUGUUUAAUCAAUUGUCAUAACUGCUUUUUAUUUGUUCAUGGACAUUUAGAUGUGUUUUAUUUGCUAAUAACUAUGUACUUUACACAGUAGAUUCGGUGUUUAAUUAUACAAAAACAGAUGUCUGUAUACAGUACUGAAAGUGGUAUUUAUCUCAUUGGAAAAGUAAAGCUACAUUACACAAACCAUAGCAGGAAAAUUGAAAAGGCAAAUGCUUUAUAUUGAUGAAACUAGGCUGUCCAGGUUGUAAUAUUUAAAAAAAGUGCAGAUGCUGUUUCAGAACAAAAGUGAUCCCCUUAAGAAGGUUAGUUAGAAAACAAUAAACUGGAAAGUCCAGCCAGUGCAACUUGUAGAUUAUUUUUACCUGCUCUUUUCAAUUUCCACGAGUAGCGAUAUAACUGAUUCACACAGCCAGAAUGAAUUAUUACUCUUCAUAUCAUAUGUAUUAAUCACAAAUCAUCUUCCACACCUAAUGAGCCAAAUUUUUCAAACAACAAGAAAAUUAUACUUAUGGGAAGAAAAUCAAAACACUUCAAAAUGCAGGAAAUAAAUAUUCCUGUGGCCUACGACAAAAAGCCUGUUUUGCCGAUGUGAUGCUUACCUUACAAUGAAUGGGAAGAAUAUUUCGUCGAUGUAGUGAAGAUACAUCACAGACACUUUUUAUGUCUCUUUUCAGCUUGUUCUUUACUUGUUUUUGACUGCUGAAUGUCAGUAACAACCCCCUUAUUUAAAUAUGGUAUAUAAAUCAACCUAAAUUGAAAUAAAACUGCUCUUGUUUGGACUCUAUCUAUAAAAAGCAACUGAAGAUCAGAUAAAAUACAUGGAAUGUUAAUGUGAUGUGUUUAAGUCAGGAAUGUGCAUUUUUUUUAGUGAAGCACCAAAUUUCUUUGAAUUACCUGAAAUAUUUCAAUAACAAAUGUUCAUAUUUCUAUAUAUAUCUAUUAUCACACAAACAUGUGGGACCAGUCACAUUCAGUGGGUCACCGCCACUCAAUAAUAGAAAACAUACAAUCAAGAAGUGUAGAUUACACAGCUGCAAAUUCACAAAUUCACCUGAGAUUGUACAAACACCCUGGACUGUUCGCAAAUAAAUCUUUGUGUUUGUUGGAA
Molecule: messenger RNA, 2031 nt
Organism: Dicentrarchus labrax (European seabass)
Lineage: Eukaryota; Metazoa; Chordata; Actinopteri; Moronidae
Exons: 6
Coding region: 93-737 (214 amino acids)
Source: RefSeq, a predicted model, not a curated record